UUUGAUGUCUCCUCUUGUGUGUCCAACGUGCAGCUAAAGUUCUCCUGUAAUGUGCUCUGUAAUUUUACCAACAAAAUACAUAAUGUCAGCUGCGGAGAGCCGAGAGGAAAACAGCGUGCAGGAGGAAGAGCCGAAAGGGACAAAAAGAAAGAUUUCUCUCGCAAAUUGUGGUGUGUGUGGCUCUGAGGAGGCAAAGUACAGGUGUCCCGCCUGUCUUACACAUUCCUGCAGCAUGGUGUGUGUGAAGAAACACAAGGAAGAUUCUGGAUGCAGUGGAGUCAGAGAUAAAACUGCCUUCGUUACCCUCUCACAGUUUGAUGAAAUGACACUUCUCAGUGACUACAGAUUCCUGGAGGACACAGGACGAUUUGCUGAUGGUGCCACCAGGGACAAGCUCACCCAGACUCCUCGUACCACUUUAAAAGCAAAGAAGCUGGCAGCCAAUGCCAGAAAGAUGAACAUCACGCUGAGGUUCCUCCCCAUCACCUUCAGUAAGAGCCGAGAAAACUCCACUUUCUUCCUUGCAAAGGAAAAACAGUUCUUGUGGCACCUGAAGCUCAUCUUUCCUCAGAGCAGCACAGAGUUCAGUCAGAGGAGGGUGUCUGACAGACAAACCUUGAACCAGAUCUUGACCCCUUAUAUCCACCCUACAGAGUCGGACCCUGUGACACGCCAAAAGUUGAAGAUGUAUGUGCACACUCCAUUUGAUCAUGUGAAAGUCUUCAUGAAGGCAGAGGGGAGAAAGGCCAACUCUGUGAGGUAUCAUGAGUUGGACAUUCAGAAGAGCCUAAGGGAGAACCUGAGCUACAAAACAUUGAUUGAAUAUCCUGUGCUGCAUGUUGUACGCCGAGAAUAUUGGAAGGACUAUCCACUGAAAGGACCAGCUGAGCCUCCGUCAGCCUGGAGUAGUGUUGCAACAAAGAGUGAAGGGGUGGACCGAAAGAAGGAGGAUCUGACCCAAGUUACACCAUCCCUGCAAGGGUCUCGCACCACAGGCAGAACCAACAUCUGGACGGAAACCCCAGAGACCAGCCCUGAAACUGAACCACCACAGGAGAAAAGGGCCAAGAGAGAAUCAGUGGAGGAAGAGCUAGAAGAGGGAGAGAUUGUAGACAGUAGUGAAGAGGAUAAAGAGGAUGAGGAAGGAAAAGCUGAAGAAAAUACUCCAUGUGAUAAUGGCUGUGGUGAUACCAAAAGCCUGGCUAAUGACGUAAAGGUGAUUAAGGCUGAACUAGGAGUCACUGUGGACAUUAAUGUUGAUGGUGGCAUUAAUAAACACAGUGACAGCAGCAGGGAUCAGUGUGUAAAUGAGGACAUCACUGUGGCAGCUGAAUUAUCAUCAGUGACACCAGAGAGUGCUGAGGUCAGCAUGUCUAAAGACGAUGCACUGAAAUAGUCGGGGCCUGUUCAUACCCAUCACUGUCGAGAUGAGAAUGAAUCAGCUGAGGCUGCUGACAGCUGUGGAUUGGAAUGAUAAUACCCAGAUGUUCAGGAUGACAUGAGUGAGGAGGCAGGCGUAUCUGACAGGAAGUCAUCGGUCUUGUGGCUGUACAGUGUUUUCAGUCUUUUUAUACAGAUUGUUUUAAGUUACUAAAUGUAUCAUUGUGUAUACAGAGACUGUUAAUGUGUUUAUGUUAAUAAUUUAGGUGUAACUGUCGGGAAGCAUACUUUCUUAAA
Molecule: messenger RNA, 1677 nt
Organism: Seriola dumerili (greater amberjack)
Lineage: Eukaryota; Metazoa; Chordata; Actinopteri; Carangiformes; Carangidae
Gene: znhit6
Product: zinc finger HIT-type containing 6
Exons: 10
Coding region: 50-1396 (448 amino acids)
Biological process (GO): snoRNA localization; maturation of LSU-rRNA from tricistronic rRNA transcript (SSU-rRNA, 5.8S rRNA, LSU-rRNA); box C/D snoRNP assembly
Cellular component (GO): nucleus; pre-snoRNP complex
Source: RefSeq, a predicted model, not a curated record